Brassica napus (rape) is the source of this 1591-nucleotide messenger RNA. Its product is annotated as zinc finger CCCH domain-containing protein 2-like. Gene Ontology annotation, molecular function: metal ion binding. The record is from RefSeq and is a predicted model, not a curated record. Lineage: Eukaryota; Viridiplantae; Streptophyta; Magnoliopsida; Brassicales; Brassicaceae. The transcript has a single exon. The coding region runs from base 81 to 1280 and encodes 399 amino acids.
AACGCAAUAUCUUCUGCUAUCAUCUUGCACUCAUCUCUCAAACCAAAACACACACACAAAACAAGAAGAAGAGAAAAACCAUGGACGUCGUGAUGAGACCAACGGUGGAUAUCCCACCGAGAAAGCUUCUCUUGGCUGAGUCUUCCCCUCGUUCUUCGCCGCGUAAACAUAACUGGAACAACAAGGUCAGCAACAAGAUCGCCACAUCUGAGCAUGAAGAAGACAACGAAGACAGCAACAACAAGGAGACCAAAGAGUAUUGUUAUGAUUCCGACACAGAUGAUCCUUACGCGAGCGAACAUUUCCGUAUGUUCGAGUUCAAGAUCCGACGUUGCACACGUAGCCGGAGCCACGACUGGACUGAUUGUCCAUUCGCUCAUCCCGGAGAGAAAGCUCGCCGUCGUGAUCCUCGUCGGUUUCAAUACUCUGCUGAGGUUUGUCCCGAGUUCCGUCGUGAUGGUGAUUGUAGCCGUGGAGACGAGUGUGAGUUUGCUCAUGGAGUCUUCGAGUGUUGGCUCCAUCCUAUUCGUUACCGUACUGAAGCUUGUAAAGACGGUAAACACUGUAAAAGAAAAGUAUGUUUCUUUGCUCAUUCGCCACGUCAGCUUAGGGUUCUUCCACCGGAAAAUGUCUCCGGCGGCGGCUCAGCCUCGGGUUCUCCGGCGGCGGCGAAGAACCCUUGUUGCAUGUUUUGCAGCAGCUCUCCGACGAGCACUCUUUUGGGUAAUUUAUCUCAUCUUUCUAGAUCUCCGUCCUUGUCCCCACCUUUGUCUCCAGCUCACAAGGCCGCUGCCUUUUCGCGGCUGAGGAACCGUGCCGCUUCUGCUGUUUCAGAAGCUGUUUCUGCUGCUGCUGCGGCAGGGUCGGUUAACUAUAAUGAUGUUUUAAACGAGCUUGUGAACUCGUUGGAUUCAAUUAAUCUAGCGGAAGCAUUGCAUGUGAGUUCCUCUUCUCCCGUUACGACGCCUGUUUCCGCGGCUGCGGCGGCGUUUGCCUCAUCCUGCGGUUUGAGCAACCAGCGUCUCCAUCUCCAGCAACAACAAAGUAGUCCUUUACAAUUUGCCCUCUCGCCUUCCACUCCAAGUUACCUAGCUACCUCGUUUUCGCCUUCAUCUCCAAGUUACCUAACCAACUCGCCUAGGGCGAACAUCUUUAGCGGUGAAAUCACUCCUCGCCAGAGACAAAAAAACGAGUUCACGGCGGUCAGGGACAAGACUAGCUUUGAGGAUGGUUCUUGUGGUGACCCUGAUCUUGGAUGGGUCAAUGAUCUCUUGACCUAAAACGGUGGAUGGUGGAUGAGAUUUGACGUUCACUUUGGUGAUUGAUCAUGAGGAAAAUAAUCGGUGUGCAGCUGUUUGGUCAAAUAUGCAUGGAGGAGAUUGUCUUUAAAAUUUGUUUUAAAGAUUUUAUUGUUUUACAGAUUUCCACGGAAGCUAAUCAAGAAUCGUCUUUGUAUUGUCGUUUAUUUUUUAGAAUUCUCUUUCUGGUGGAUUUUUACCCAAUAAUAUGUAUAAUCUUGUAAUUCUAUAUAUGUGGCUUGGGGAUUAUGUAAUGUUUCAACAUCUCUAUAUAAUAUUUUCGUUUCAAUGUA